AUGAUGAAUUACUUAGAAGGUUUGCAGCCUGGCUACUUUGAAGUCGAAUGGGAUACGGCUUACACUGCUGUCGCCAAGUCCGAGAGGCUGAGAAUGAAGGACUCGUUCACACAGCAUAGUGUUGUCAAAGCGCUAGAGGAGUUUGUCGCCAGUCGAAUAGGAGAAGAUCGAGGCCCAGCUACCCAUGAGAGCACAUCCGAAGGCCGCAGCCACUUCAUCUUUGAAUUUGCCUUCUCUAACGGAUCUCUCGUUUUGCUCCGUGUUCCCUACCCGGGCGGUAGUGGUACUUCCCUAAAAGCUGAAAAGAUGACCAACGAGGGCGAGUGGAUGGAAUACUUCUCCGCCGAUACAAGCAUACCCGUCCCACAUAUCUAUAGCUUCAGCAAGGAUGCUUCGGACCUGGUCCCUAUUCUCAACCUUCCCUUUAUCUUAAUGGACGUAAUAAGAGAAGGUCAAAUCCUCAGUGAAUAUCUGGCCACUCUGCCGGACUCAGGAUCCGAAUCUGACACAAUACGAUCCAAGAUCUACGAAGAGUUUGCUUUGUUCUACCUUCAGCUCCGACAUCAGGAUGCCUACGAUAUCGGCUCUAUCGGCAGAAACAGCUCGGGGAGAUGGGAGGGUACCAAGCGCCUUUUUACGCGUGAUAUGUACCUGCAGAGUGAGGGAAUACCAGAUUGGCCCUCGUCACCUUUCCUUGACGCGCCCUACCAAUUCCGUCUGGAUUACAUUCAGCGCAUGGCCAGUGAGCAGAGGAUGUUUCUCUGGGAUCUACGUACUUUGAAUUCGCCAAGGCGAUUAGAUAAACCCGGGACAUUGGGAAGAUCUUGUCGAGAUAAGGAUCCCAACAUCGACCCUGAGGAGGUUGCAAAGUGCGCCCGCCUCCGCUAUAGAGCCCGUCACUCAUUUACGGAGCUCAUCGACGAGCUCUAUACAGACAUGGAAGAGUAUCACUAUACUCCUGUUGUCCCGUUCGUUCCACACUUGAAUCCAGAUAAGAUGUUCUACGACCCGAGAACUGGCAGGAUCACAGGUGUCUUCAACGUUGAGUUUUCAAACUUCACGAUGCGUGCAUUCUUGUCAGAUCCACCUCCAUGGCUUAUCGGUCUGCCCCCAAGCCAUUAUAUCCGUAGACAUGAUCUAAACACCUACAUCACAAAGUACGAGGCGGCUCUACCGAAGUUCAUAGAAGCCAUGAAGAAGGUUGAAGCACGGGCGGAAGAGCGGAUGGGAUGGGAAGGGGUAGCCCCCCAUCCUGAGGACCCCAAGGCGUUGUCGACGCUCAUGCUCGAGUCCUGGAACAGCCGGCGGUUCUGGUUCCAUUACGCCCUCCAGCACAUUUGCCACGUGGACUAUCUUUACUACGAAGUGCUCUAUAAGCUGCAUCGCGAUGGCCAGCUGUGGGAGCUGGAACCGGAACUUGAAGCCGAGAUGGAGGAGUAUGUCGAGUAUUGCAAGGACAUGGUCCAGAGUUUGGAACAGGACUGCGAGAAGUUGUUCGAGGGCCCCGAUCCGCAAUUGAAAACACUGGUAGCGGCCAUGAAGGCUGGACGGCUGGAUUGA
This is a messenger RNA of Clonostachys rhizophaga, 1560 nucleotides long. The record is from the annotation of a GenBank genome assembly. NCBI's taxonomy places the organism in Eukaryota, Fungi, Ascomycota, Sordariomycetes, Hypocreales, Bionectriaceae.